Impatiens glandulifera is the source of this 2093-nucleotide messenger RNA. RefSeq names its product phosphatidylinositol 3,4,5-trisphosphate 3-phosphatase and protein-tyrosine-phosphatase PTEN2A-like. Gene Ontology annotation, cellular component: cytosol. Gene Ontology annotation, molecular function: phosphatidylinositol-3,4,5-trisphosphate 3-phosphatase activity. The coding region runs from base 162 to 1967 and encodes 601 amino acids. Gene Ontology annotation, biological process: dephosphorylation. The record is from RefSeq and is a predicted model, not a curated record. NCBI's taxonomy places the organism in Eukaryota, Viridiplantae, Streptophyta, Magnoliopsida, Ericales, Balsaminaceae. The transcript has 13 exons.
AAUCCCUCGGAUCUCGAGUACUCUCCUCCAUUGCAUUUCGUUCCUUCUUACUCUUCAUACGAAUCGAAUCAGCUUUCGAAGAAAAUCGAUCCAGCGAUCUUCCAUCCAGUGCAAUUUUCAACCAAGCAGCAAAGACGACUCCAUUCUUAUUCUAAACACGAAUGGAUUCAGAAUCUAAUGAUUCAUCAUCUAAGGGGCCUACCCAAGAAUCUAGUGAUAAAGCUACUGUGCCUGAUGUCACUAGGCAAGAUAUUUCUGCAAAUGAAUCAGCUUCUUCAUUUUCUACUCCUGUCAUAUCAUCUUGGGCCAGACAUCUUAAAUUUCCACAACCAGUGGGGCCGGGUGAUGUCUCACAGACAGAAGAUGCCGGGGGGACAGCUUUUUCUCGCCUAGUCCGCGAGUUUGGGUUUCAGUUACCAGGAAAAGCUUCUGCACAAACUGUUGAUUCCUCAACAGAUGCGCAACAGGGUGUUUUUGGAUCAUUGAGAAGAGGUUUAGUUGACUCCUCUUUAAAUGCAGUUAAAGCCGUGCAGGUUAAAGCACGUCAUAUCGUCUCUCAGAACAAAAGAAGAUACCAGGAAGGGGGAUUUGAUUUAGAUAUGACAUAUAUUACUGAGAAUGUAAUUGCUAUGGGAUUUCCUGCUGGUGAUUUAAGCUCUGGUUUCUUCGGAUAUUUUGAGGGCUUCUAUCGAAAUCACAUGGAAGAAGUGAUCAAGUUCUUUGAAACUCAUCAUAAGGAUAAAUACAAAGUUUAUAAUCUUUGCUUGGAGAGAUUGUACGAUGCUUCACUUUUUGAGGGGAAGGUGGCUUCCUUCCCGUUUGAGGAUCAUAACUGCCCCCCAAUUGGACUCAUAUCUCUCUUUUGCCAAAGUGCAUACUCAUGGCUAAAGGAAGAUAUUCAAAAUGUCGUGGUUGUUCAUUGUAAAGCUGGUAUGGCAAGGACUGGCUUAAUGAUAACUAGCCUUAUCUUGUUCCUGAAGUUUUUCCCUACAGCGAAGGAGUGCAUUGAUUACUAUAACCAAAAACGAUGUAUCGACGGAAAGGGCCUUGUUCUUCCAAGUCAAAUUAGAUAUGUGCACUACUUUGAACGCAUUUUGACAGACUUCAAUGGUGGGACUCCACCUGGACGUAGGUGCAUGCUGAGGGGAUUUCGGCUUCACAACUGCCCAUACUGGAUUCGGCCUUCCAUUACUAUAUCAGACCACAAUGGAAUUCUGUUCUCCACAAAGAAACAUCCAAAAAUUAAAGAUUUAAUGCCAGAAGAUUUUUGGCUUCGAGCAGCAAGAAAAGGGAUUGUGGUGUUUGCUCUGCCUGGAGAACCUGGUCUAACUGAGGUGGUGGGGGACUUUAAGAUCUAUUUCCAUGACCGGCAAGGAGAUUUUUACUGCUGGCUAAAUACAACAAUGAUGGAAAACAGACUUAUCUUAAACCAAUCUGAUCUCGAUGGAUUCGACAAGAGGAAAUUGCCUUCACCUGGAUUCCAAGUUGAGAUAGUGAUGAUCGAUUACGACGGUUCUUUUCCAAUGAAGAAAAAGAUGGAUGAUUCCGGAAGAGACAGAAACACACCUUCUAGAAGUAAUGAGGAGGCAGAAGAACCUAUUACUCCGAACAAAAGCAAGGCCAUUGAAAACCAAGAAAACGACGAUGUUUUCACCGACAGUGACGGAGAGGAAUCCCCGCCUUCUCAGAACCGCGAGAAAUCUGAACUGGCAACAACAUCAGAAACAAAACCUCCUUUAGUACAUAAUGAAUCCGCCACCACUAAACUAAUGGGAGUCCUCACACAAGGUACUCAACAACUGUCGCUUCACAAGCAGCAGCCCGAGAAAACCCCUCCUCCUCCUUCCUCAAACGAGAGCUCACAAGCGGCGAAAUUGGACUCUGGAGUAGGAAUGAGCGAUAUCAAGGCAAUUGCAGCUGAUGCUUCUGUUUUCUCUUUUGGUGACGAAGAAGACGAGGAUAUCUGACCAUUGAUUUGUUUUCGAAUGAAGUCUUGAUUAUUUUCAUUCUUCUCGUUGUCUAUGUAGUUACAAAGUAUUGUAUUUGUAUUUAUUUAUUUUAAAAAAAAUGGAGCCACUAAAGGAUUGUUUUUC